UCCCAUGUUCUAUUAACACCUGUGGCUACAGUGGAUGCACAAUUCCUCAGCUCUGCAACUCUCACUUUUUCUAUGUCCAUGUCUAUGGCAAUUUCAAGGUACCCUCUUUCUUCUUUCGUUUCAGCAUCUCUGACCUCACUGUCUCUUCUCUUCCACCUAGUUUCUUCCCUUUCGGUGCUCUCACAGAACCACCCUCUGCCCAAGGCCAUUGAGUCAUCCGGGGUCUAACAUCAGCAAGUUUACUCAGAGUAUGCUAUAAAGUUUCAAUCUUUCUGGUGGAAACUUCCUUUUUCUGUCCUCAAUUGGGAUACCCAUUUCUAAUUUUUGCUGAUUGUUACCUCUGGAGCUGUUUAAAACCCAAUAGUUUUUCUGGCUAUUGGGUUUUUCAAUCUCUGGAUCAAUUUUUCUGAAGGGUUUCUUUCUGAUCUGUUUGUAGACAUAGACAUUAAUUAGAGGUUUCUGUGGCUCUGGUCAACUUUGGAGCAUUUUCGGUUUCAGCAGAGGAUCAUGCCCUUUCUGAGGCUUGUGAGAUUGAGAAAAGGGUCAAUUUAGUCCUUAGAUGAUGCUUUUCUCUGAUUCCAAACCCCUUCUUAAUUGUUGAGAUGAUUUUUUAUUUUUUAUUUUGGUUAGAUGCCAUUUGGAAGGGCAUACCUGUUUAAUUAGGGUUUCUGACUUUUUCCCAGAUGAAAAAGUACUGUUUCUGAGGAUUUUAGUUAGUUUUAUGUAGUAAACAUUUUUGAGUUUUCACGAGUAGCUCUUAUUAGGAGUGAGGAAAUUGAGGUUGUUCGGAGGGUUAUUGGUUGAUUAGGAUGGUAAUAUGCUAGGAGUUUCUUACUUUAUGGCUGUGGAUUUGUCUGAUUGUCCUUUUGACUAAUGAAUCAAAAGGGUCAGGAACCUUUGCCAUUGCUUUGAAAUCAAGUGCUUAUCUGGUAUUCUCUUCAAGAUGACUGUAAGCAAUCGCUGUUUUGUGGAAUGGAAAGAGCAGUUUGUUUCGCAGGAGCGUGGCAACCGCGUUGUUCAUUAUUACCUGAAGGAUUCUGUUGGGGAAUCCAUCCUUGCAGUUGUGGGCACUGAACGGAGUGUUAGACACAUGUGCUAUGUUGUUGCUGAGGAGUUCCUUGAAAUUGUUGGGAAGGAGGGUUCCAUUCCAAUUGGUUUCAAAUGGAGAUCUAGAAGAGAGGUGGUGGAUUGGCUGACAUCGAUGCUAUCAAAGCAGCAUCUGCUGGGAGAUAGAAGUGUAUCACCUGGUCAAAAUCUGGUACAAGCCCAUGAGACCACAAAUGGAAGUGUCAGUGAAGUUGCUGGUCUGUCUGCACAAAUAGUGGAUGACAAGGACUUUCCAAUGAGGAACACCAAAUUAUCCAACUCAGACAUCGUUUGGUCGGGAGUUGCAUGGACAUGUGGCAAACAACUUAAGCAUUAUCCUGCAUUUUGCAGGAAUGGCAUCAAAAUAGCGAUUCAGUCCUUUGUUUUUGUUAUGGGCAAGGGAGAGAAUCAUUAUAUUGCUUAUUUAGAGGAUAUGUAUGAAGACAGGAGGGGGCAGAAAAAGGUUAAAGUGAGGUGGUUUCACCAUAAUCAGGAAGUCAAAGGUGCAGUUCCUGUACGAAAUCCUCAUCCUCGGGAAGUUUUUAUCACAUCUUAUUCUCAAGUCAUUAGUGCAGAGUGUGUUGAUGGUCCUGCCACAGUCUUAACUCGGGAACACUAUGAAAAAUGCAUGCCUUCCUUUCCACCCACUUCAACAGACAGAAUACAUUUGUGCUUCAGGCAAUUUAAAAACAAUAAAGUCAAGCCCUUUGACUUGAGUAAACUGCGUGGAUACUAUGCUCAACCAGUUCUUUCUUGCUUGCAUCUUGAUUCUGUCCAGAACCCUGAGUCUAAAGCCAAUAGUUUUGCAGUAGAAGAUGAAGAGUUGAGUGCAGGUAGUGAUGUAAAGCUGAGAGCCAAGAGGAGCAGAAGUGAUAAGGGGUGUGCUCGGUCUGGGAUAGGUCGCCAGGGAGUUAGGAAGUUAAUUAGAAGUAAGCAAAUGAUGGAUUACAAAAGCCUCCAGGUUGAAUGUCAACCUUGGUGUAACCCCAUGUACAAAGUUAAUGACAAGAUAGAGUUGCUCUGUCAAGAUAGUGGCAUUAGAGGCUGUUGGUUCAGGUGUACAGUUGUGCAGGUAUCUCGGAAACAUUUGAAAGUUCAGUAUGAUGAUGUUCAGGACGAAGAUGGUAGUGGAAAUCUUGAGGAAUGGGUCCCUGCUUUCAAGUUGGCCAUGCCUGAUAAACUUGGGAUGAGACAUUCUGGCCGGCCCACCAUCAGGCCAGCUCCAACUUAUGAGGAGCAAGAAUUGGCUGUUGAGGUUGGAACUGCAGUUGAUGCAUGGUGGAGUGAUGGCUGGUGGGAGGGGGUUGUAAUUAGAAUUGACAACUGCGGCGAUGAUAGUGUUCAAGUCUACUUCCCUGGUGAAUGCUUGCUGAUGAAAGUGCACAAGAAGGAUUUAAGAAUAUCUAAGGAUUGGUUAGGGGACAGGUGGAUUAACAGUAAGUCAAAGCCUGAUAUAACCUCAAGUAUAUUCACAGCUAAUAGCUUUAACACAAAGCUUUCCAUGUCCCUAUCUAUAUCUAAAGAUGGGAACACUGUUGGUUUUGCUAAUUCAUGUCAUGAAGGUCCUGUUAGUGAGAAGUCUAAUGAACCUGAUAUUGUUGAAGAGAAAUUUGUGUGUUGUGAUGACUUUACUGAAGAUGGGGACUGUGUCCAUGAUAAUAAACCCCCUUCAGAAAAAGGUACCCAAGUUGAUAAUAUUGAGAUACAUGGCAGUUGUGAUAAUGAAGAUAAUGGUGAUGAUAAUGAUAAGGACAGCAAUGAUGAUGGUGUUAGCAAGAAUGGUGAUAAUGAUAAUAUGGAUAUGGAGAUCUGUGGGACUUCUGGACCGGACUCUAAAGUUGUAGAACUCAUGGAAGUGGCUUCAUAAACAAUUUUUUAGAACUCGUGCAUAAACAUAUGUUGGUGCUGAUUGUAGAGCUUUGACAUAAUCUCAUGCUUGGUUGUAAUCUGAGUUCCAUGUUAGUCUGAUAAAUGUAAAUAGUAUUAGUUACACGGGUGUGUGUGGGAAAGCUGAUUAAUUUUCAACUCAUUUAGGUGUCUUCAUAUAUGUUCAGUGUUGAGUGUAAUGUGCAAGUGUAUUUUCUUCGUUUUCCAUUGAUUGUAUUAGAAAGUAGAUUCAUUUUGUACGAGACAAAUAUUGUUUAGUAAUUUCAUGUGUUAUCUGACUAGUUUCAGUUAC
Messenger RNA from Gastrolobium bilobum, 3265 nucleotides. RefSeq lists its product as uncharacterized. Bases 944 to 2953 code for a protein of 669 amino acids. Lineage: Eukaryota; Viridiplantae; Streptophyta; Magnoliopsida; Fabales; Fabaceae. The transcript has 6 exons. Gene Ontology annotation, molecular function: chromatin binding. The record is from RefSeq and is a predicted model, not a curated record.